Schizosaccharomyces octosporus yFS286 is the source of this 1553-nucleotide messenger RNA. RefSeq names its product matrix protein import protein. The record is from RefSeq and is a predicted model, not a curated record. The transcript is spliced from 3 exons. Bases 261 to 1415 code for a protein of 384 amino acids. Gene Ontology annotation, cellular component: mitochondrion. Lineage: Eukaryota; Fungi; Ascomycota; Schizosaccharomycetes; Schizosaccharomycetales; Schizosaccharomycetaceae. Gene Ontology annotation, molecular function: phosphatidate cytidylyltransferase activity. Gene Ontology annotation, biological process: CDP-diacylglycerol biosynthetic process; cardiolipin biosynthetic process.
CUACUAUGAAAGGACCUGCCGUAGAUUUGAUCUAUAAGCGGCUGCUAUUUACAGUAACAUACAUUUAUUGACGCAUUCUCUUUUUUGAUAGGAAAGAAGUUUAUUCGUAAUUAUUAACAUCAAAAAAAAAAAUAUAAUGCUCCCUAAUUAAUGCUAAAAUUAAGUAUUACAGACAGGUUAUUGUAUAUAAGCUCAAAUCCCAAAGGAUAAUAGGUAACUAUGUAAGAAAUUUCUAUCCCCAGAGCUAAUCCGUGAAAAGAAUGAUUUUUAAUAAAGGUCUGCUGUCAGCCUCGAGGUCCCGGCUGAAUUUUCUGAAAAUCAAUACACGUCUUCAUAGGAGGUAUUCGAUUUACGAUUUAGUAAACCAGGAUUUCUCAACGUAUGAAAACCAGAAGCUGCAUGUUCAACAUGACCUAAAAGUUCGGCUGAAGGAUUUGCUGAAAACAUUUAAUGCUCCUAUACAAGUCGCAAUAGGAUAUGGUAGCGGUGUGUUUCAACAGGCAGGUUAUCAGUCAUCUGCGAAACCAAUGGUUGAUUUUAUUUUCCAAGUGAAUGAUCCAGUACGUUGGCAUGAAUUGAAUAUCCAGCAAAAUCCCUCUCAUUAUUCUGCAUUGAAGUACUUCGGACCAAAAGCAGUUACGAAAGUCCAAGAAGACUAUGGUGCUAAUAUUUAUUACAAUACACAAGUACGAGUGGGGAAUAGCAUUAUUAAGUACGGAGUCAUAAAAAGAGAGUCAUUGAUGGAUGAUUUGAAAAACUGGAAUACCCUUUAUACAGCUGGGAGAUGUCAAAAACCUGUGGCUUUAUUUCAGGGAGAAGAGUUCUUUUACCCACUUAAUCGUCAAAACUUAGAACAGGCUACCUCUGCUGCUCUAUUCAUGCUUCCGAAUAAGUUUUCCGAAUUUGAAUUUUACAAGACUAUAGUAAAUCUUUCUUACAUAGGCGAUAUGCGCAUGUCACUAUUUGCAGAGAAUCCGAAGAAGGUGGAUAAUAUUGUUUCAAAGCAGCUUUUUUAUUUUAGAAAGUUAUAUUUACCCAUUCUGUAUACUCAUUUUAAUGUCAGCUUCCCCUUUUACGAUUCAAAGUUCCAUAAGCUAAAUGGUCACGACCCUACUUUCCUGCUAGAAAUUGAACAUGAAUCUACUGGGAAGGCAAAUCACUACUUUAAUAAUUUGCCAAUUAACUAUCGGAAUUUAAUUCUGGCAGCUGCUUAUAAACAUGGUUUCAGUGAAAAUGAUUUGUGGUUACGGACAUCUAUUCAAACCCGGCAAAUGCUAAGCAUCAUAGCAUUGAAACGUCUUACACAACGGCCAAUCUUAACACAGAGUGCCAAGGGCGUAUUAACCGCUGGUUUGUACCGUUCUAUAAGCUACUCUUUGGAAAAGCUGAAAAAGGGACUUUCUUUUUCAAAAUAAAAUCACCAGCGGAAUCCCUAAAUAAUACGUCUCUCCUCUGACUAUGUCUCUUUCGAAAGUUUGAUUACGAUAUAUAUUAGAAGGUAGAUUCAAACUCAUAAUGAACAAAAGUUUUUUAUUGAAUGUUUAAAAUGUAGA